Messenger RNA from Athalia rosae (coleseed sawfly), 5022 nucleotides. RefSeq lists its product as uncharacterized. The transcript is spliced from 19 exons. The coding region runs from base 727 to 4860 and encodes 1377 amino acids. The record is from RefSeq and is a predicted model, not a curated record. NCBI's taxonomy places the organism in Eukaryota, Metazoa, Arthropoda, Insecta, Hymenoptera, Athaliidae.
UUUUUCUAUUACAAUGUCAAACGUGCUAUUUCGGAAUGCGCUCGCUCGUCUGUUCUAAAAACUGAAAAUAAAGAAACUUUUCUAUGAAAGUCAUCCAAGAAGUAUGUACACCAUUACUCAUGGUGGUCUGUCCGACUUGCUCGAGCUCUUUAGCUCGUACAUUUUAUGGGAACAUGAAUAUACACGUAGGAUUCCCUCCAACCAGCGGUGCUGGUAGGAUACCUGUGUAGAGGUAUCCAUAUAAUAUUGCGGGCGCAUUCGGUUUGGCAUCGACUCCGCCAUCGGCUUCGGCCAGAUGCGUUUUCCCGGAUGUCCGCGGGAACAAUGCGAGUAUAUCCGGUGCGAGCAAGGCCAGUUUGGACCCCCUAGUUCCCUGCGGGGGUCGGGGGACCCCCUGGUCGACCUGGGACCCAAAGGUAAUCACGGUAUGUAGGCACGCUUCUAUUUUAUUGCCACUGAUUUUCUCACUCAGUCUGAUUACAGGUGCCAUUCGUGUUGGACGUGCCCCAUCUUGGCACCUGUGGAUUUCCCCACGAUUCCUCUGCUCCUGAACACAAAAUUCUGGAGUAAUUAUCUGUUGUUCACUCAUCCUUCGCUCGAGAUCAUCGAUCCUUUCGAGGACGCUGCGAAGCUGGACCGCGAUCUAAGGGAGGGAAGCGCCAAACGAGAGAGUAGUGCUCCAAGUGACAUGACCACUUGAUCUGCCAGCAGCAUUCAACUUUCAAAAUGAAAAGAAUUCAUGACAUAUUCAGUAUGGUUCAAGCUAUCACGGUCCUCACCAUUCUAAAGAUGCUCACCAACGCUCAAACAACCUGCAACGGUGGCUCGGGAAGAGUUGUCUACGAAAGAUUACCCGAUCAGCAACUCCAAGGGUUCGACGACGACGUAGUGAGAGAUUCAGCGCCGCCGUUCAGGGUGUUAGAAAAAUGCCAGGAACUUUGCCUACGCGAUAGAACGGCAACGAAUAAUUUAGUGAGGGCUUGCACGAGCUUUGACUUCCAGCCAGGGAGCAGAAUCGCCUCUUUCAGCGGAGCCGCGGAGUACGAGGAAAGCACCUGUUACCUGACGAGAGAACAGGCGUUACCGGAAGGAAUCGGUAACUUGAUGCUGGUGCCGAACAGCGUUCACUUCACCGAGGUUUGCCUCACAUCGAACCGUAUAGAAAGAGAGUGUCCGAACCGGCGUUACGUCUUCGAAAGACACCCCAGAAAAAAGUUGAAGUUACCGAUGACCGACUUGAAGGAGGUCAGCGCGUCGAAUAGAACGGAUUGCGAGGACAGGUGUUUGAACGAAUUCAGUUUCGUCUGUCGAUCGGCGACGUACGACGCGGCUUUACGGAGUUGUUCCUUGAGUCGUUUCACGCGUCGAACGCACCCGGAAUUAUUAGAGGACGAUCCGAACUGCGACUACCUCGAGAACACGUGUCUGAACGCCGAGCGACGGUGUGACGGUCUCGCCGUUUUCGUCAAGGAAGAGAACAAGCGACUCCGCGGUCCCUUCGAGGUCGACAUCUACACGAAUCUAACACUCGACGAGUGCCAAGCCCUUUGUCUGAGGGCGGACAAAUACUUUUGUCGUAGCGUCGAAUUCGACGAGCAAACCAGACAGUGCGUCAUCUCGGAAGAAGAUUCGGUAUCGCAAAAAGACGACAUCGGCAUCAGCAGCAGCCCCAGCUAUCACUUUUACGACCUCGUGUGUUUGGACAAUCGUCGGUCAAUUAUAGCGAGGGGUUCGGAAUACCCGGACAACAGCGUGACAUCCCACCUAUUCGCCGACGGUCGUCGACCCGACACGGCCUUCCAACGUUACCGGAACUCGCGUUUGAGCGGUGAAUUUCAUUCGGAAAUAACCGGUAGAAGUUUGAGCGAGUGCCUCGACGAAUGCCUGAGGCAAACGAGCUUCCAAUGCCGGAGCGCCGUCUAUUCCGAACAUUUUCACACAUGCCGUUUGAGCAGAUUCAACCAACGCGAUGGGCACAGGAUAAUAUACGACGCGGACUACGACUACUACGAAAAUCUGAUGCAUCAGUAUAUGGACGGCGAUCGUGACGGCCCAGGGGUUUACAGGCCAGACACUCAAGGCCAGGACACGAACCAGGGAAGACCAUCCCUCGGGAGACCCGGGUAUCCCGAUGAUAACAAAGGGGAUAGAUACCCUGAGCGAUAUCCCUCGGGAUACGACAACAGAUAUCCCGACGACAGAUAUCCUGUAGGUGGCAACCGACUUCCGAUUCCCGGUGACAGGUAUCCCGACGAUAGAUACCCCGGAGGCAACCGUCUCCCCAUUCCGGACGAUAGAUAUCCCGUAGGAGGUAACCGUAUCCCAAUUCCCGACGACAGAUACCUAAUAGGAGGUAACCGUAUCCCGAUUCCCGACGACAGAUAUCCCGUAGGAGGUAACCGUAUCCCUAUUCCCGGCGACAGGUAUCCCGACGACAGGUAUCCUACGAGUGGUAGUCGGUAUCCUAGCCCGGGGAGGUAUCCCAUUGACAGAUAUCCAACUGGGCCCGGCGAUCGAUAUCCGCCCAGUGCUCCGGGUCGCUAUCCUACCGGAGGAGAUGGCAUAGACGACAGAUACCCCGUGGGAUAUGGAGGAAACCGAUACCCUGGCGAACCCGCCGAUCGAUAUCCAAUUGGACCUGAACGCUACCCCAUCGGAGGAUAUCCUUAUCCAACUACUCUUGAACGUUAUCCCGAAGAUUCGAUGGACAGGUUCCCUAUCGGACCUGGGAGCAACAGGGUACCGCUGGAUCGAUAUCCGAUCAGCGAUCGAUAUCCCGAUCACAGGGAUCGCUACCCCGGAGGAAUCAGCGCGAACGGAAUUUAUCCCAGUGGUUUCGACGACGAUAUUCGCGGAACCAAAGGAUACGGUGGUCGUCCUCAGUACGGUGGGAUUUCUGGGAUAAGCGGCAGCGGAUUGGGAGCUCGUCCUCACGGUCCUUCUCGCCCAGUCGGUGGAUACGACAGUAGCUACAGCGACAACGGAAUAAUGGGGGGUGGCUACGUUGGGGAAGGUGGAGUCCAUCAAACCCGACCAUUUGGAUCCGGAGGUGGCGGACCGAUAAUCGGCAGACCACCUCUGAUAUCGCGAUGCGAAGACCAGGAUAACUUCCGACAAGUCGGCCAGCGAACCAGAGUCCGUAAACCGUUCGUCAGGAGGUACACGACCGCCUCAUCCUUGGCUACCUGCGAAAGGGAAUGCGCCGAUGCCAGGGAUUUCGUAUGCAGAUCCUUCAACUUCAGACCGUACGCUGCACCCUACGGAGCUGAACGAGACAACUGCGAAUUGAGCGACAGAGAUUCGAGAGACAUGGAGAUGGGGGACCCCGUCUACUACGACAGAAGUUCUGACUACGAUUUUUAUGAAAGAAACAACGGGAGGCAGGGCGCGGACGACGAGUGUCUCGACGUGAGCCAAGUCUGCAGCGAAGAGGGUAUGGAGUUCACUCUGAGAACACCGGAAGGCUUUAUCGGGCGAAUUUACACCUACGGUUACUAUGAUCGUUGCUUUUUCCGCGGAAAUGGCGGUACGGUGAACGUUUUGAGAAUCAGCGGUGCUCAGGGAUACCCGGAGUGCGGAACGCAGAGGUACGGUGACACCAUGACGAACAUCGUUGUAGUCCAGUUCUCGGACUACGUCCAAACUGGAAGAGACAAACGUUUCAAUCUCACCUGUCUGUUCCGGGGACCCGGGGAGGCGGUCGUCACCUCCGGCUACAUCGGUGCCGGUUCCUCUCGCAGUGCGGGGUCCCCGAUACCGAUAGAGUAUCUUCCAGCGGAAAACACAUUGAGUUCGAGAGUCCGUCUGAUGAUAUUGUACCAGGGAAGACCUACGACGACCAUCGCCGUUGGUGAUCCACUGACCUUCAGACUCGAAGCUCAAGAUGGGUACAAUUACGUCACGGAUAUUUUCGCCACAAACGUCAUAGCGAGAGAUCCUUACUCCGGAAGAAGCGUUCAACUCAUCGACAGAUACGGGUGUCCAGUUGACAACUACGUCUUCCCUGGGCUGGACAGACUUCGAGAGGACAGUCUGGAGGCUCGUUUCAACGCUUUCAAAAUCCCAGAGUCAAAUUUCUUGGUGUUCGAAGCAACGGUUCGGACUUGCAGAGACGGUUGUCAGCCCGCUUACUGUUCCGGAGGAGCUGGGCGAAGCGAACCUUCGUUCGGUAGGAGGAGAAGAGACGUGGGUAAUGAGACCUUGUCGGAUGAGGAAGAUGAAUCCGAUUUCAACGCCACCACAACUACCACGUCCACCUCUACCACUCCCAACAACACUCGGGUGGACGAAGACGAGGAAAAUGAAGAGGAACAUGUCAGGGAGAUGAUCGAGGUUUUCGACUCUCGGAUGGACAUGGUGGAGGAAAAUAUUGUCGAAAAACAAACCAGGGUACUGGAAUCCGUAUGCAUAACACCGAACGAGUAUUACGGUCUCGUAGUAGCUGUUGUGGCGCUCGUCGUCCUUCUAGUUUCUGUCGUCCUACUCUCGAUGCUCAUUUACAGGAAAUACGCCUAUUCGAUAAUAGUGAAGAAUAGAAACGCUGACAAAUCUUCGCAUCGCAGCAGCAAUCCCGAAGACGCGUACAGCACAAGAGCGCAGAAUAAUUUUUCAUUUCUCAGAUCCGGACUUCAAAAGCCCUUCCAGUCGUCGUCGAUUUCCAGGUCUCUGAGUCACGUAAUUAAUCAGAGGUUCACGAAUUCCGGAGGCAUGGAAGGUGCUGUAGGAUUGGCCGGUUCGAGACGCGGCGGAUUCGAUCCGAGCGAACCGAUAUACACCGAUCCUUCGCUUUUCGAAAGCGCGCACUGCAGUACGGCGAACGAACCGAAAUCGGCAAGGAAUGAAAAUUUUCAUCUCAUGUAAAAAAUACGGGAGCUGAAAAUUCAGUGAUCGGUUAAAGGUAAAAUAGCAGUCACUCGAUAACAAGCCGAGCAAGUCUCGCGACGAGAUCGCGACUUGGGCGAGCAAGCGACGAAGAAUUAAAAUGCUAUGAUUCUUUGUAAUUCUGUUUUUUUUUUACACCGU